Molecule: messenger RNA, 4736 nt
Organism: Liolophura sinensis
Lineage: Eukaryota; Metazoa; Mollusca; Polyplacophora; Chitonida; Chitonidae
Product: ELAV-like protein 1
Exons: 7
Coding region: 431-1540 (369 amino acids)
Cellular component (GO): ribonucleoprotein complex
Molecular function (GO): RNA binding
Source: RefSeq, a predicted model, not a curated record
CGUAAUAAAGUGAUCGAGGGUUAUUUUCGUUCCCUCACUGACAGCGUGCUGGUUAUGUUCAUGGUGUAGGGAGUCAGCGCAAGUUUCCUUCUUUAUUGUUGUGUUUUAUUUCGUCGUUAUAGCCAUACCAUUGUUUAUUUGUAAUAGUUACCUUGUUCUUAAUUUUCUGCGCCGAAGAGGUCAUUUUAUCUGCGACGAAAUUUAUUCACUCUCAUCGUCUGACUGAGUUUCCCACGCCAUUUUUGUUCCAUUUUAUUCGUUGACUGUAUUCAAAGACUGCGUGUAGACGGUAUAGUGGGAGCUUGUAUCUGGUUGGAUUUAGAAUUUUUAUUUUAACAACGGCUUCCAAUUGGAAUACCGAACACUGGCCACAUUACUCGAAAAAGGAUUUUAUUUGACAACACAGAUUACUCAACCAGGUGAACUGACAAUGGAGCAGGCUGCCCAGGUUCAAGUGGCCAUGCAGGUCCAGCCCAGUAUGAAUGGCACCCACAAACCUGUUAGUGUGUCCACUAACACAGAGGAAAGCAAGACCAAUCUGAUUGUCAAUUACCUACCCCAGUCCAUGACCCAGGAGGACAUCCGUUCCUUAUUCUCUAGCAUUGGCGAGGUGGAGAGCUGCAAGCUGAUCAGGGACAAACCCACAGGUUUGCAAGGUCAGAGUUUAGGCUAUGGCUUCGUCAAUUAUAAAUAUGCACAUGAUGCAGAAAAAGCUAUAAACUCCCUGAAUGGGCUGCGGUUACAGAAUAAGACUAUUAAGGUAUCUUACGCAAGGCCUAGUAGUGAAAGUAUAAAAGGCGCUAACUUGUAUAUUUGUGGACUGCCAAAAUCUAUGACGCAGCAAGAUUUGGAGAGGCUCUUUUCUCAGUGCGGCAAGAUUAUAACCUCUAGAAUUCUGUAUGAUAAUAAUACAGGUUUGUCUAAAGGCGUUGGAUUCAUCAGAUUUGAUCAGAGACAGGAAGCAGAGAAGGCCAUCAGCCGGCUGAACAACACAAUACCAGAAGGUGGUGCGACAGAGCCCAUCACUGUCAAAUUUGCCAACUCCCCCAGUGCAGGCAAAAACAACUCUGUUCCAAUGACAAUUGCAGCCACAUACCUGACCCCGACCAGAAGCCGCUUCUUGGGCCCUAUCCACCACCCCACAGGCAGAAUAAGGGUGGAUUCGUUUGGGCCUUCCAGAAGAGGAAGGGAGGUUGAAAGCACGAAGUUACUAACACGGUACUCCCCAUUGGAAAGUGGAAUUAUCCCCAAUACCUUUUUACCUGGGAAUGCCCUCAACUGUGCAGGCUGGUGCAUUUUUGUGUACAACUUGGCCCCAGAAUCUGAAGAAAAUGUGCUGUGGCAACUGUUUGGGCCAUUUGGAGCUGUUCAGAGCGUGAAAGUUAUCCGAGAAUUCCAGACCAACAAGUGUAAAGGUUACGGCUUCGUCACGAUGACCAAUUAUGAUGAUGCAGUUGUGGCCAUCCAGAGUCUAAAUGGGUUCACAUUGGGAAAUCGUGUACUGCAAGUCUCCUUCAAGACAAACAACAGAAAGUCCUAAGACCAUCCCUUGAAAGUGCCACUCUUAGAAAACAUUGUGAAAGAUGCCAUAAUGAUGGUACAAAGAGACUAGUCAAAAGCUGACUGACCUGUCCGCUAUCCUUGCGGUGGGCUCAUGAAAUCUGGGCAUGUUCUUGUCAAAGAAGAUCAAGGCCUGGAUUAGUGUGUGUUCAACUGUAGAGGGCGGCUCCCAUGGUCCCAGGAUAGGAUUGUAUUACCUUCCAGGAGCGUUCCUAUGGAGAGUUAAUGUCAGCCAGAAAUCCAAGGGUACAUGGUUUGGGCCGAGUCUACUACAGUUCUUAUUAUUAUUAAUUUAUGUUAGUAUUAGCGGUUUAUCUUGGAGCAUAAUAAUUUAUUCACUUUUUUGGUAUAAUGUCCAGUUGAAUUAUUUAUUAUUGAUGUUUAAGACACUUUUUUCAGAUUCAUGGUUUAGAUAUUUGAAAUGCUCAGUAGACAUUCACGACAUAUCCCAAGUUUUUUGGUGUUUGUUAGUUAAUAGGUGUGUUGUAUGUAUACAUAGACGUAUUAUGCUCAUUUUGUGUUAUUCUUUUUUCAAUUUUAAUGCUCCCAUUUCUUUUUUUUUUAUUUGUAUUUGCAUUUUCAAAUGUUAUUAACCUUGGAAACAUUUGACAAGGUUAGUUUUACUUUUGAUUGGCUGUUUUGAGAGCAUAAUCAUAUACGAAGUUUUACACAUUUCUUUUUCCUUGUUUUGUGUUUUAAAGAGGCUUCAUUUCUCUUGCAUAGUCUGAGGAAGAUCCUAUGAUUACUUUCUGCAUGAUUGCAAUAAAUUGCAAACAUUUAUCCAAUACUAACUUACCCUCUUAACAUAUGCUGAUAGAUGUGUAUUUAUCGUUUUCUUCUCUUUUAGCUCCCAUUGUUAGUCAUGUUAGCAAGGAGUUACUUGCAAGAGUCAUUCAUAACUUUUGUUUGAAUUAUUUCACAUAAUUUAAGGGCAUGUACACUUCGAUGAUGUUGGAUUUUAAGCUGUGGUUAAGUUCUUAUAGCAAACAAUUUUGGUAAAAGUUGGAAGAUAUCACUCCUUGCUUUUACCAUUUAAUUUUGUCUAUAUUUUUUUCGAAUUGUGUUGAACCUGGCCAGACGGCUAAGAACACAUGCUUGCUUGGCCAGUGUUGAAAAGACUUAGAAAGCUUCAGUAAGGUUGGAGACUUGCAUAAUAAAAGAGCAUCAUGAGCCUUCUCCACACAUCAACUGCCCAAGGAUGUGAAGAGUCCAUCUGCAUUAAGACGAAGAAAAGCCAUGCAAAAUGUCUCCAGCUUAAAAGCUGGACUAGUCCCUUACAAUUGGAGAUGCAUACAAACAUGGAACAGAACUCCGAGUGCCUGAGUAUAAUUCACUUCAGGAGGCAAGGACAACUUGAUCUUCCAAAUACCAACAGUUAGCCGUUUUUUACAAGAUGGGUACUGCUCAUUUUAGCUCGUGGUCACAAAAAAGCGAAUCUAAUGUUUGUACAUAGUGAGGUUUUUUACAUCUGACGCAUUUAUUUCCCGGAAGAUGCAUAACCCAAUCUAUGCAUCCAUCGUGCUUUGGGGGGUGUAGUGGAUGCGGGAAGUGGACAGGAGUGAAUUUUCUGCACUCCCUUUUUACAUGUAUCCGAUGGGAGGGUUGGGGCGAGCCACUCAGCUGAACGGUGAGAAGUCCUCUUACAUUCCGUGUGUGGCCCUACACCAGGGUUGUCACAGCUUUCUCCAUGUCUUCCACCGCACUUCAGCUGAGUUGGCAGUAAGGGAGGGACCAGUAUUUAAAGGGGUAGCAGCAACUGCAUCGUGUUUUACAUAGAGAUAUAUGGCGGAGUUUGAAAAGAUUUACCAUUGGACAUAGUUUUUGGGGACAAGGGACUAGACUGGAGUAAAUAAUUCACCCUUACUUGUUACAUUCGAUGACAAAAUGCAAGAUACCCGACGCUGCUGUAUGUGCAAUUUUGUAAUCUUAAGAAAAGGGACAAACUUAGCUUAUAGCCGUUUGUACGCCAUUACGGGGUGUUGGUAUUCCAAAGACCAUUUGUAAAGUGUACAAAGAUUUUAUACUGAUUGAACCUUGUUGUUAGAGACACUGUUAUACGCAAAGAGGUUCUUAUAUGCGGAUUUUAUAAUGUUAUCCUUUUUGGGAUAAACUGUUGGCUAAACUUUCAGAUAGGUUUUCAAAAAUAUAUAUAUAUAAACCUGGAGUAAAAAUAUGAGUCUUACAUCACUUUAUAAAUAAACCAGAACGGAAACAAAUUUUUUUGCUUUUAUCACCAAACAAUGAAUUUCUUCAAAUCACUGCUUGGGUUAUGUCGAGCUAAAAAAAAUCGGUAGUGAAACUACGCAUGUUAAGUGACAGUUCUGGUGAAGUUCUCCAUCUAAAUCUGCUCCGGAAUCGACUUCGAAUGUCGACUGAUAUCCAUUUACAUACGGGCCUGUUUGUUCUUGUAACCUUCUUGCACAAUGUGCUAUUUUCCAUUUUUCGAUGUUUGUCAAAUGAAGUGUCAAACAAAAGUUAUGAUUGUUUGGGUUGCGUACAUUACCCAGUGUUCAUCAAAUGCCUAUGUCAUUAUGUUUAUUUUGUGUGAGUUUAGAAUGGAUUUCAUCUUAGAUUCAUAUUUCUUGCUAGUUCAUAUUUACCGAUCUUAAAUGUUACAUUGCUUGUAGCUUUCAUUGUUUCAAUAUUCUAGAUAUAUAAUGUUCUUCGUCGUUUCUAGUUUGCAGUUUUGGCUUUACGCUAUUGAACAGGGAUAAAUACAGUGUACCCUGCCCUUUAUCUGGUAUCCUUGAUCCAGUCGGUUAUGGAUUCACCAAAUAAGGCAAAAGGAACAUUUUGUCGAACAACAGAGAAUGUCGGCCAUUUUUUGAGCUGGCUUGAGUGCUAUUUCUACCCAAACAUGGCCUAAAUCUAACACUGAAACAACAUCUUACCCGUUCAAAGUAUUUCUUCUGUUCACAAGGCUUUAGCUUUAGUUUAUCUUUCUUCUAUAAUACUUAUUGUCUGUAUUGUGAUCUAAGCACAGUGAUCGAAAUUCUGUGGACUAAUCAAGCUGAUUAAUAUCUGUGAAGGUCGAAAUGAAGCUGUUAACUGCCGACUUUGUACAUGGGCAACAGCAGGCUGUUUGUUGUCUUUAUUAUAGUAGUCGAGUAUCUCGUUCUGCAAUUUGUACUUUUACAUGUGCAUUACAAAAAUAAAACUUUUGCCAUUGCCAGAAA